Sungouiella intermedia is the source of this 1695-nucleotide messenger RNA. NCBI's taxonomy places the organism in Eukaryota, Fungi, Ascomycota, Pichiomycetes, Serinales, Metschnikowiaceae. The record is from the annotation of a GenBank genome assembly.
AUGUCUCUGGUCCAGCUGCGUUCAUCCAGUCCUGCCAAACAAUUGGCAUCCACCAUGACACUAGAUGCUGAUGCCCAGAUACCUAUUCGCGUUCCAUUACAUUACAACCCUCCCCUUCAUGAGCCCACUCGCAGAAACACAGACUUGAGAAUCUUGGUUCCAGAUAGCGACCUGGAAUCUCUCUCUGGCUUAGCGGAUGCCAUAGUUAUGCAACCUAGCUCCCUGAGCUCUCUGAUUACGUCUAUGGACUACGAGAAAAUUACCCAGUUGCCCACGCCAGUCUUGACAAAUGGUCUGUUCAAGAAUUAUCAACUAGACAUCCAGAAGAGAGCUCCCGCCACCAAGGGCAGCGGUGUCCACCCUCUGAAUGGACCCUUCCCUGCUCCUACGCGUGUUUUGUCGGAGUUUGACCCUGGCAGGACUUUCACCAGUCCUACCGAAAUGACUCAUACAGUUGGUAAGGUUAGACACAUAUCCAACCCUCAGCUGCUUCCUAGACGAGCUACCGAGAUUCCCCUGCCACCGCUUGAUGUUGAUAUCUCAUUCAAGGAUCAGGAAUUUCAUGCACCUCGCCUAGGGGUGUCUUAUGUCUUUGACGACGUGAUUGGCUCCGGAGCUUUCAGUACUGUCGUCAGCGCCCAUUCAACUACUGUCACUGCCCCUCAGAUUGCAGAAGUUGCUAUCAAAAUCAUCACUGUCCCCACAAACGACGUGUCGAGUGUCUCCAACUUCCGUCUGUACAUCUGUCGAGAGUUGGCCAUUUUGCUGCAUCUCCAUCACCCCAGCAUUGUGCAGCUUCUAGACUACGAUAUUUCUCUUUCAAUCUCGUCAAGGGAGAUCAAGGAGCUGUUCCGUGAUGCGUCGCAGGCGACGCCUCCAGGUGCAGACAUGUACGACCUCUACAACAUGAAGAUGUCCAACAAGCAAUAUUUCUUUCUCAGCUAUUGUCCAGGAGGGAACUUGCUUCAAUGGCUUCUGAGGAACCAUAAACUGGCCAGUGGCACUGUUCAGUUCUGGAAACUUAUGGAGCGUAUAGUGGCGGAGUUGGUUGUCGCCAUAGGAUUCUUGCAUGCCAACAUGGUGGUUCACCGUGAUAUCAAACUUGAAAAUAUCUUACUCAGUGAGACGUUUGCAGACAUCUCGACGAACGCAGUAAACUCUCAGUUUUCAGCCCUUGCAUCAUUGACCUCAUCUUUGAGCGUUUUGACAGACUUUGGUCUUUCCAAGAAACUUGAGCUGCCUACCCAGCUUUUGUCAACCAAGUGCGGGUCACAAGACUAUGUCAGUCCUGAACUUUUCAUGGGAAUCAAAUACGAUGGAAAGCUUUUGGACUCGUGGUCUCUUGGAGUGGUCAUCUAUUCCAUUUUGGAAGAUAGGCUUCCCUUCGAUGCCCCACCAUUGGAGUAUGCAAACACUCAAGGUGUGUCUCCAUCAGUGUUGAAGAGAAGAAGAAGCAGAAACACUCCUGCUCAUCGCAUUGCCAUGAUUGACUGGGAUUGGUACCGGGUACCUGCUGUCAUGAAGGACGAGUCGUUGCCUCAAGAGGCUAAGGACAUCAUGACGAGGUUGAUGGAUUUGGUUGAGGUAUUUUUGGUCCGCAAGGACAAGAGAAAGCUGGUGUCUCAAGUAUUGGAAGAUGACCGUUUUGUAUGGGUGAAGGACAUGUUGCCCGAAUCGUUUCUUCGGGCAAAAUGA